This is a messenger RNA of Coregonus clupeaformis (lake whitefish), 2700 nucleotides long. Its product is annotated as death effector domain-containing protein-like. Gene Ontology annotation, biological process: regulation of apoptotic process; extrinsic apoptotic signaling pathway via death domain receptors; apoptotic process. Gene Ontology annotation, cellular component: nucleolus. The record is from RefSeq and is a predicted model, not a curated record. The coding region runs from base 188 to 1435 and encodes 415 amino acids. The transcript is spliced from 5 exons. Lineage: Eukaryota; Metazoa; Chordata; Actinopteri; Salmoniformes; Salmonidae. Gene Ontology annotation, molecular function: protein binding; DNA binding.
AUUUUAGCUGAGAAACGAAAAUGGGCAUGCUAAUUGUUAGCCUCGUGAAAGAGUGUGAAAUUAUCCACAAUAACUGUGUUUUCUGAUCUUGAAGGAGCUAAGCAUUCAACCAAAAACGUUAAGAAAGCAUUGGAAGUAUUCAGACGCGACACAGAAGUUGUUGGGAUCGUCCACCCCUAACACAGUGAUGACCUCACAGCAGCAUCCCCUCCCCAAUGCAAACGUCAACCCUCCUCUCCUCGUCCCCCAGAACUCGUCAGCUCACCAGGGUAGGCCUCACAUUCAUCCAAACCAGCUGGACUCUACUCAGAGUAGUGCUGCGGGGCACCUUGCCCCCCACAGAGGUCUGAUGGGUGGUGUGGGGUCCUCGUCGGUGGGGACCUCCAGCGGAGUGGCAGUGAAUAGGGGCACGUUGGCCUCCUGCACUAACUCUGCCUCCUCAAGGAGGCUCUCGUCGGGACGCUUCGAACCCUGGCCCGAGGAGGCCGUAGACAAUGCUUACGGCUUGUACUCGCUGCACCGCAUGUUCGACAUAGUGGGAGCCCAGCUCACGCACCGCGACGUGCGAGUGCUCUCAUUCCUGUUCGUGGACGUCAUCGACGAGUAUGAGCGUGGAGGCAUCAGGAGUGGCCGGGACUUCCUGCUGGCUCUGGAGCGCCAGGGGCGAUGUGAUGAGACCAACUUCAGACACGUCCUGCAGCUGCUCCGCAUCAUCACACGGCAUGACCUGCUCCCCUACGUCACACUCAGGAAGAGACAGACCGUGUGCCCAGACCCAGUGGAUAAGUACCUGGAAGAGACGUCGGUGCGUUAUGUGUCCCCUAGAGGAGGAGAGAGCAGGGAAGCUGCACCCCACAGAAGGACAGGCCCCCAGCCAGUGAUCUGCUGUUCUCCAUCGGGGAACCAGGUGGGCCCUUCCCGCACCAAGCCAGGCCCCCCAUUACCCAGCCGCAAAAGAAAGAGGGCCUACGCCACAGGGGACUGCAGGGAGAAGCAAACCUGUGACAUCCGCCUACGAGUGCGCGCUGAGUACUGCCAGCAUGAAUCAGCGCUUCAGGGAAACGUUUUCUCCAACAAGCAGGAGGCUCUGGAGAGGCAGUUUGAGCGGUUCAACCAGGCAAACACUAUCCUCAAGUCCCGGGACCUGGGCUCCAUCAUCUGCGACAUCAAGUUUUCGGAGCUCACCUACCUAGAUGCUUUCUGGCGGGACUACAUCAACGGCUCCCUGCUGGAGGCCCUGAAGGGCGUCUUCAUCACAGACUCACUCAAACAGGCGGUGGGCCAUGAGGCCAUUAAACUGCUGGUCAAUGUGGAUGAGGAGGACUAUCAGGCCGGCCGCCGCAAGCUGCUCCGGAACCUGGUCACAGGAUUGGGGGCAGGGUCUGCAGCUGGAGCUGCAGCCGCACCCGGAGGGAGCAGAGAGACUCCAUCCUAGAAACACGUGCUUCUGCUGCUUUUAGCAGAGGGGGCACCCGUGUCCCAAAUAAGAGAAAUUGACUUUAUGGCGAGGACAGGAGCAAGGAAAGUGAAAAGGCUGUUCUGUUUCAGGAAGAAGUAUGAAGGAGAAUGCUGGGUGCCCUACCCUUUCAUAUAUAAAGGGAAUGUGAAAUAAAAGUGAGCAAAAGCAAGUGAGUCAGGAGAUGUGUAGAACACAGACAGAAGAGAAGUGUUUUGAAAGUUGAAGAUUUUGUUUCUUCUGCUGAAGGGACAAUGCUAAUAUUUUCUAUUGUAACAUGUUAGUUGACUAUAAAAUCAGAUUUCACAUUUUCUUUUGGCAUCACACAUUUCUUUCCCAAAAAGUUUUCAUGAAAUGUCCCCUUGUAGACUAUUACUUCACAUGGCUAUAAACAGGCAAGUCCCUGUUGGGACAUUUUGCAUUUUGUUUAUCGCCAGACUAGGACAGAAUCAUUGUAAGCCAGAGACAUUACCAUCAUACAAUUAUUUGGUAGUAAAUAAGUCAGAUUUUUCUUCUCCAAAACUGUUGGUACCUUGAUGUCAAAUGAGCAAAUAUUGUGAAUCAUUCUUGUUGAACCAAAUCAACAAGAAUGCUUCACAAUAUUUGUUCAUUUGACAUCAAGGUACCAACAGUUUAGGAGAAUACAUUUUUUUUUAAACCUUACUGAGUGGUGUCAGAAGUGCUUGAAAAUUGCAACACAAACAUACAUUCAAAAACAUAUAGAAUGCAGUAAUAUAUAUAUAUAUAUAUAUAUAUUAAUUAAAUGGCAAGUCAUGUUGAAAUAAUUUUGCUCAGUAAAUACUGUAUCUAGGGCAAUUCCACGGAAACAGUGACACUGAGAUUCCGAUGUUUCACUUUAAAAUGUAUGUCAAACAAACCUAUGAUUGCAAAGUUAAACAAACCAUACAACUCUAUGCACAAGGACUCGUUUGAACAAUUUCCACAGAACAUUGCAGAUGCAAAGUUUGGUAACAGAAUGACGGCACCAACAGCACAAACCGUAAUACUGUUACCGAACUUUGCAUCUGCACUGUUUUUCAAGUAAAUGUGUUUUUGUAACAUUUUCAGUAGAAAUUGUAAAAGUAGUCCUUGUGCAUAGAGUUGUGUGGUUUGAUUAACUUUGGAAUCAUUGGAUUUUUUGUUUAAUGGACAUAAAAAAAAAAGUCUCAGUAGCUACGUUUCCAUCAACUUGUCCGGUUUUUUAUUUUUUGUUUCUGUCGCAUUUUAGAAAGUUUGCAUAGAAA